Messenger RNA from Pectinophora gossypiella (pink bollworm), 5994 nucleotides. RefSeq names its product mediator of RNA polymerase II transcription subunit 23 (gene MED23). The transcript is spliced from 17 exons. Bases 307 to 4326 code for a protein of 1339 amino acids. Gene Ontology annotation, cellular component: transcription regulator complex; mediator complex. NCBI's taxonomy places the organism in Eukaryota, Metazoa, Arthropoda, Insecta, Lepidoptera, Gelechiidae. The record is from RefSeq and is a predicted model, not a curated record. Gene Ontology annotation, biological process: regulation of transcription by RNA polymerase II; positive regulation of gene expression.
AAUCGGCUCUGUCUGUUUCUGUGUGUCUGUGUCUUCUCUAUUCGAUCGAAUUUUUCAAAUUUUUGUUUAGUGCUUUCGCUAUGGUAUAAUAAUAGUACUAAUUUUAUGUUUUAAGGAAUAUUUGAUUUCCCCGCAAAGUUAUGCCCAUCAAUGGAGUUGUGUGUCGGUUGUUGUGGGUCAUAUUGUCCAACCAUGGUACAAAUCUGACCGACAAGUAUUUGGUUAGAAAUAGGAAACAAUGAUUUAUUAAUUCAUAUUUAAUUGCUGGUAGCAUAAAUUGAUAACAAAUUGUAUAAAAUAUAUACAAUGAUCAUGGCUGAUACACAAGUAGCGAAUAUAGUCAAUGAAAUUUUGCGAGUGGAAGCGGUGGAAGAAGCUUUCAGCUGUUUCCUAGUGUACAAACCUGAACAGGAAAAUGAGAGGUUAUCUAUCUAUCAAAAGAAGCUUUGCGCUGUUAUGACCACCCUGAGUGCUGACUUUCAAGAGUCAGCCAUCCGGCAGUACCUGACACUGACUGCUGUUCUCACUAACAGAUACAAAAUGAAGCAAUUGUUGAUGCUCAUGGAGAAUUUGGUAAACACUAACAUUCUCCAAGCCAGAAUGCUGUGCGACUGUAUCUUGACCAGUGAGAAGCUUGUAUAUCAGAAUGCUGAUUAUUGGGUGGAGUGCUUUAACUUAAUUAGAAGAAUUAUAGGAGGUGUAGACUACAAAGGUGUCAGAGAAAUCAUGAAGGGUUGCCGAGAAAAAGCUCACACACUGCCUGUGCGACUUAAUUCAAGCACAAUGCCUCAAUUGAAAGCACUUUACAAUGUUAUUGAGUAUAUAUUUGAUCGAAAUGCUUCUCUACUGCCAGCUUACUUUAUAGUGACCGAAAUCCAAAAAGACUAUCCUGAUAAUAAUCAUUGGCCACAUUGGCAAUUGGCAAAACUAUUGACUAGUUUUGUAGAAAGUUUCAAGCCAUGUGCGCAAAUGGUUUCCAUAAUUGGACAUUCACAUAUGCUGCCAGUUGUUGAAUUUUCUGGUUAUGCAGAUCACCUUGUUAAUCCAUGGCGACUAGACCCUACCACAUUGAAAUUUUCAUUAAAAGGGAACUUGCCUUAUGAUGAUGAACUUCUGAAGCCACAGAUAGCUCUUCUUAGACAUGUGUUACAGCAACCUUAUUCAAGAGAUAUGAUGUGCUCCAUGUUGGGUCUUCAAAAACAACAUAAGCAACGAUGCAUAGCAUUAGAAGACCAACUAGUUGAAUUGAUGAUACUCCCUAUGGAAAGGAGUGAACAAGAAAAUGAAGAUGAUGAAAUGUCCUCUUCUCACUGGAGUUGGUUACAUUUGUCAUCCCAAGUGAUAUACUUGAUUUUGAUAGGCUUUGCAUCUUUCCCCAACAUUGUAAUGGGCCUUCACAAUAAACUAAUUGGACGAGAUAUGAAGAAAGGUAGAGAUCACUUGAUGUGGGUUCUUCUUCAAUUCAUUUCUGGAAGUAUACAAAGAAAUCCACUUUCAAACUUUUUGCCUAUAAUCAAACUUCAUGAACUUCUAUAUCCUGAAAAGGAUCCUUUGCCAGUGCCUGAUUGUACAAGAGCUCAUUGCACACAUCAAAUGGCUGUGGUCUGUAUUUGGAUGCAUCUGUUGAAAAAGGCUGAGACUGAACAUAAAACAAUGACAAUGCCUCAAAAUUUAAAAGUUCAGUAUGAGUUUCUACAACAUCUUGUAAGCUCCAAUAACACGCCGACUCUUAUGGGUUCUGACUACAGAAUAGCACUGUUAUGUAAUGCGUAUUCCACUAACCAAGAAUACUUUGCGAGGCCUAUGGGCAUAAUUAUAGAGACCUUAUUUGGAAGUCAGAAAGCUAUGCCCAAUGGAAAUCCCACAACACCAUUGCCGACUGUCCCUCUGUCGAUGUGUAUUUUGGACAGUCUCACACUGCAUUGUAAGAUGUCAUUGAUACAUUCUAUCGUGACGCACGUGGCGAAGUUAGCGCAGAACAAGACUAACAUCCCUGGGAGCAGUAUGAUGGCUCCAGCUCUUGUCGAGACUUACAGUCGAUUGUUGGUUUAUACUGAGAUAGAAUCUUUAGGGAUAAAGGGAUUUAUAACCCAGCUGUUGCCGAAUGUGUUCAAGUCUCACGCGUGGGGCAUUCUGCACAACCUACUGGACAUGUUCUCAUACCGCAUCCACCACAUUCAGCCUCAUUAUCGUGUCACCUUGCUGUCCAACAUACACUCGCUAGCUGCUUACCCGCAAGCCAACCAGACUCAGUUGCAACUGUGUUUCGAAAGCACCGCGCUGCGGCUGAUCACAAGCCUGGGUAGUUCUGGGGUCCAGCUGCAGAUGUCUCGUGUGGUAUCCGAGCCCAAAUCUCUGGUCUCCACAGAGAGUGAGGAGCUCAACCGAGUUCUCGUACUCACUCUCGCACGCGGGAUUUACAUGACUGGAGCUGGUAGCGACGGCGCAGCGGUGAAGGAGUUGUUGACGACGAUAGUCACGAACACGCCACACAUGUGGUCGCAGCACACCCUGCAGUGCUUCCCGCCCGUGCUGGUCGAGUUCUUCGCACAGAAUCCAGCACCUAAAGAAAAUAAGCAAUUGUUAAAGAAAUCAGUCGAAGAGGAAUAUCGCAAGUGGACGUCGAUGGCGAAUGACAACGACAUCAUAUCGCACUUCUCCGUGCCCGGCACACCACCUCUGUUCCUUUGCCUGCUCUGGAAAAUGAUCUUCGAGACCAACCGGAUUAAUCCUAUUGCAUUCAAGAUACUGGAGCGCAUUGGUGCGCGUGCAUUAUCUGCGCACCUGCGCAAGUUUUGCGAUUAUUUGAUGUACGAGGUGACCAACCCAGCGGGCGGCCCGCACAUCAACAAGUGCGUCGACGCCAUCAACGACAUUAUCUGGAAGUACAACAUCGUCACCAUAGACAGACUUGUCUUGUGCUUGGUGUUGCGUCCAAACCCCGACGGGAAUGAGAGUCAAGUUUGUCUCUACAUCAUCCAACUAUUGUUGCUGAAGGGCUCCGAAUUGAGGAACCGAGCUCAAGACUUCGUGAAGGAAAAUUCCCCUGAACACUGGAAGCAGAACAAUUGGUACGAAAAACACUUGGCGUUCCACAGAAAGUACCCUGAAAAGUUUGCACCGGAGGAAGCUAACACCGCUUAUGGUGGCACUAUUCCAGUGUAUCUUAGCAACGUUUGUCUCCGCUUUAUCCCGGUUCUAGAUAUCGUGGUGCAUAGACACCUUGAAAUACCACAAGUCAGCAAGAAUCUCGAGCAGUUACUAGAGCACCUCGGCUACUUGUACAAGUUCCAUGAUCGUCCAGUGACCUUCUUGUAUAACACACUGCACUAUUACGAAACCAAGUUGCGCAACAAUCCUCUUUUGAAGCGGAAGUUGGUGAACGCUGUAUUAGGCUCGCUCAAGGACGUGCGGCCUCUGGGGUGGGCCACAACAGACGCCUUCCAGGCGUACCUCACCAAGACCGAUGUCGAGGCCACAACUUGGGCACCUGACCUCAAUUACUACCUAAGCCUCGUCAACAGGAUGGUUGACACAAUGAUGGGCAACUCUCACUUCCCAAACACGGAUUGGCGAUUCAAUGAGUAUCCCAAUCCGUCGGCACAUUCACUGUACGUGACCUGUGUGGAACUGAUGUCACUGCCGCUGGCUCCCAACUUUGUUGGCAACAGCCUCCUCGACGUGGUCACAAAGGGCUUCGUAGUGAUACCAGCGACCAAAAUCCAGCUCUGGAUAAAUGCCAUUGGCCUUAUUAUGGCUGCAUUGCCCGAUCCUUAUUGGACGGUGUUGCACGAUAGGAUAUUUGAUUUGGUAACGGAUAACGAGACGACAGAGUGGCCGUAUCCUCACACCCCCUUCCAACUGUUCAACCUGACUACGACGAACGACGCGAUGCUGGAGAACAAAUACAGUUUGACGUUGGCGCUGGCGCACUCUAUAUGGUACCAUGCAGGCGCGGGUCAGAUUAUGCAGGUGCCUCAGUUUGUGAAGGAGAGGUUGGCACCUGAGAUCCGUACGGAGACGCAACUUCUGUUCCUGUGCCACCUGGUCGGGCCGUUCCUGCAGAGGUUCAACUCGGACCUCUCCCGGGCCGUCAUGGACAUUACAAUCACCCUAUACGAGCUCCUCGCCCACAUCGACAAGGCGCAACAACAUCUCCACUACAUCGAUCCUAUAUGCGAUCUACUGUAUCACAUAAAGUACAUGUUCGUCGGCGACACGAUGAAGAAUGAAGUGGAGAGCGUAAUCCGUAAGCUGAGGCCGGCUCUGCAGAUGCGUUUGCGUUUCAUCACGCACUUGAACGUGGAGCAGAUUAACACCGCCUAGCAACACGACUACUACAGCUACACGCCCUCUAGCUCGAGUUCCAGCUCCGAGUGAGGGCGCGGCUGUAGUCACCCCGCUACCCACGACCCGCGGCACCUCGCCGCCGCCGCUCGUUACCACCAAAAACAACACUCACCUUUACCGAAAAAUGGAGCAGUAGGUUAUCUUCAUUUAGAUCGCUUGUACUAUUCCAAUGGUCGAACUGUCUCACCAUGAGAUUUAUAGAUAAUUAUGACAAACGCAUUCAUACAUGCAUACUUUGGAGGAAAAUGUCCUCCUUUUCUUCUUAUUAUAACUUCACACACGCACUAUCAGGACAGAACAACAUGAUUUUUUAAACUACUUACGCAUAAUCUCACUUUUAGUAUGUAAAAACAAAGUAGGUGUAGGAGUAGACAUUGGGAUAAAGUGAGGUUAUUAAAAUGUUAACAGUACAUAAAUUACUCUUCGUUGCCCUUAAGCAUGGUCACUGUAAUGAUUUUAUUUGUUGUGUAGGUAUGCUAGGGCCUGGAACACGAUAAAUAGUGGCAUAGUAAUGCCAUUAUCGCGUACCACAAACACACUUUUAAUUCGUAUUUUACAUAAUUACAAGAGUAAAAAACACAUUUGAACUCACUAAUCAUUUGCCACUUUUGAGUAAUACAAGAUAACAUAAUACACUGUUAUAAAAACAAUUUAAAUCCCGUCAAACAAUACUUCUCAUAUUUUAAUACCGGGUCCCUUUAGUUGUGUCGGCUCUUAGCUUAUUUUAGUUACAAUGACAAUCGACAAAGUCGUACAUCUACGAUGUAAAGUAAUAAUUAAUAACAAUAUUUUAUAAUUUGUUGAACUUAUGUGCCGUUUAAAAUAUUUUAUUAGUAUGUAAUGUACCUACUGCAUCUAAUUAUUAAAAGAUUUAAUGACAUCACGAAUUCAUCACAGAAAAACAUCCACUGUUUUUAAAAAUGUACUUUUUUGCAUAACAGUGCUAGUCUCGCCUAUUAGUUAUACUUGUUAUUAUGUAUUGAUUGACUUACAUUCGACCCGUCUUAACAAAUAUAGGUUACUAUUGACCAGGGAUGUUAUGGAUAUGGAGUUACGGUUUCGGAUACCGAUUUUGAAAUAUGUUUUGCUGGUUUCGGAUACAGAUAGUUUCGGUUACGGAUAUUAGAAUAUUAAGUGAUUAUAUAAAUAAGUAAUAUACAAAUAGGUAAAUAAUUUGACUUCAUUUAUGAGUCAUAAAUGUAAAAUUUUACUGUAAGUAAUCUCACAAUGACUGACUAGUUACGAAGCAAUAGAAAAAUAAAUAAAGCGGUUCCGUUGGGCGGAAACAAAAACCUGUCGUAAUAUGUCUCAUUUAGAUUUCGCCCGUAUCCGAAAUCUGUAUAAAUAAAAAUAAAUAUCGGUUACGAAUAGCUUUUUAUUUUGGAUAUCCUAUAGUUUCGGUUACGGAGCUCCAUAAUAUCCCUGCUGUAGACACGUUAAUUACAAUAAUAUAGGCACAAUAUUACAGUCACGUUAGUUACGUUAUCGCGACAUAUUGCAGUUGGUAGCUUACCGAAAGAAGUAGCAAAGUCAAACUUAUUUAUAGUAUUGUUAAAGUAACUUUGUAUCCUAUCAAUCCGUUGUGACAGUUUUAAUGCUUAUUCUCACAUACAGACAUAUCAUAAAUCUUUUUGGGAAUGAGGA